AUGCGUCUCCACCUCAUUAUUCAACGCCACGGUCUACCCGUAACGCGCAUUCUGUGGACGACCGCAUCACCGUCUCUUUACGGUCAGAGUACAUCGUCUGCUCUCCCUGCAUUUGCGUCAGCUAUUACCUCUUCACGCGCGCCUAAUGCGCUCUAUGCGAAUGGUGGCUAUACUAUUGCUCAGCUCCUGGAAGAUGUCAAUGAAGUUGUUCCUCUUGAGACGGAGCCAGCACUGUUUGACAGUGAGUUCAGUGGGCAAUGGGGACUUGAGGACUAUGUAGUUGAAGUGGGGGGCUCCGAGUGUCUACAUUUCAUGGAGGUGGAAGGUCUUUUGAGAGAUGGCGACGAAGUUUUGAUUCGCGCGCUACAAAUAUCCGACUUACGGGCUAGGCGACUGACCGGGCGGCAUCAAAUCUCGACCGAUGGCAAGCACCUCAUAGACGGUGUACCCUUUGGUAAGCCUUUUCUGAAACGACCGGUCUCCUCAAGACCUGCGAUUACGAUCCCUCCACGGAAAAGAAGGCGUACUACAUUUGCGACACAAGAUAAUGUAGUCGGGUAUCAUGAGGAGGAUACGGAGUGGGCUCUUCCGCGAAUUCGCUCUUUCAAAGAACUUUCGGCUCUCAGAGGCGUCGAUGAGCCUGAAACUGGUAUUAUGGAUGGCAAUGUGGAGUAUAAUGACGAUGAGGAUGAGGAUGAAUAUGAGGACUACCAUGAAAGCCACGAGGAUACUGGCAAUGGUACCGUUAUUCGCCAUCACGUCGAUAACACUGAAGAUGCCGAAGCAUCAGAAAGCGACGCAGACGCAUCUGAUAUCGAUGCUAGAGACUUGGAAGAUGAGUUAAAGGACCUAAAAGAGGAUUUGGAUAUCUCGGCUAUGCCAGAAACCGAGUCAACGGAUGAUGAACAACAUGAAACUGAACGCAGAGGCUAUGCAUUACGCUCAAGGCUGAGUACCUCACAUGCAGCACCGACUAAGAGUUCAGUUGCACAAGUCAUUCAGGCUUCUUCAGAAGCACAUUCCUUCCGAAGGGAUUCAAAAGCUGUUAGGUUCAGUCAGCAAAAAGAGGGGUCGCCAAUGCUUCCUUCCCUAGAAUCUGCGAUAGCCAAGGCACCGCCAGCUUCGGAUUCAAACUCCGAUUCAAGCGAUAGUGCCAGUAGCUCUUCUUUGAGUGACUCCAGUAACACAGAUUCGGGUGACGGCUCGAGUUCUUCAGACGAAUCAUCCUCCGAAUCAAGUGAUGAUUCUAGCUCCGAUUCAGACAUUUCCACUUCAGAGUCGGAGGAUGAAGAGAUAUCAACCGCACCACUCGUAGCCAACCCACCUGGCUAUGGCUCCGUAAGAACGAAGAAGAGCAAUCAACGCAACAAAAUGCGACGAAGACUGUCAAAGUUAAAAGAGCUUGGUGCGUUGCCCGCGGAGGCAGAUUUUGCUGCUCUGCGAGACUGGGAAGACAAGAAUAAAGGCCAGCGCUUUGUGCCUGAAAUUUCAGGUUCUAAUAAAGGCCCUGAGAUGGAAGAAUUCGAGGAAAGACGGCAAAAGUUGCUCCGUGAUAUUGACUCAGGGGGCAUCGAUAUUACCGAUGGCACAUUUUCCCCUCUAAAGCCGGUCGAGGAAAGCAACCAGUCGCAAUCUAAAGAGCUUGCAAAGCAGCACGAAGCUACUGUGGAGGAGGCCGGCGAAGUCGUCCCAGAGCCAAAACGACGCACCCUAGAUGUUGCAAGCUCUAGAAGGUUACUCUUCGGCUCCCUUGGUGUUAGAACACCGCGAACCAAAGAAGACGAGGAAGCUACUCGAAAGAAGCUCGCAGGGAAGGCGAACAAUUUCGUUCCUCAGAAGAAAGUGUCUGAUGAACUUACAGAUGCCCCUGAAAGUGACCUGGACGAGGACUGGGAAAAUAAACUCAUAGUUAGAGCUACUGAGUGCGUUUAUGAUGACAUUCAAUUGACGGCGCCUCCUUUUCCUUUCGAGCAGCGUUGGGAUUACGAAGCUGGUGACCUUAUCAGACAACGAAAAGGCUUAGGAAAGAAGAGGAAAAGGCGCCAGCAACUCCAAGUCUACGAUGAGGAAGAAGGUGAUUAUGGAGGUGGUGAGGAUAGUUUUGUCGACGAUGAUCUGCAUCACAACUACGAUGACUCGGAGCAACUUUACAGCGAGGCAAACGAUCAUGAAGCUGCGCAGAUUGCAGAAGAAAAAUCAGAUGAUUUGCCUUCAGUCCCAAGUGACCCAAGCUCUCUUCGCGACCUUGUUGAAGACGACUUGAAAUGUGGAUGCGUACUUGCCUUUAAACAGCUGGAUGUGUCUAAGGCCACAAAUUGGCAACCCACCGUGACCGAUUUUCGAGUUGCGGAGAUACAUGAUGUGUAUGAUGAUGGGACCCUCAAUCUCCGGCUUGCGAAGCGAGACCGCAGACAGGUCAAAGAAAUAGAACUCGAGGAAGAUGGACCUCAGUAUAGUGGGUUUGAAAUGCCGGGCUAUGAAGACGAAGGUGAAGAUGACGGCUUCAGGGAGAUGUCCUUUGCCGAUCUUAUUGACCCGAAGCUUCUUCGGCCUGCAGAACUUGAAAAGACUAAGCAGACCAGCAAGUCAUUGCCUCGCGAUCACGCGCUCACCCGACCAAGCUCCCCAGAGUUAUUUCCGCGAAGCCCCAGUCCGGCUACAAACCAACCUGGGAUGUCCGGCGGGCUUACAGACUAUGAACAAACAAUCAAGGAAUCUAGCAAGCUGCCUAACAAACUGGAUCCCGAGGUACCGACAAGCAGUAUGACUGAUAAUAUACAUACUUCUAUAGGUGACGCCAAUCCUGAGAUAAGGUCACCGACGUUCGAUGGGUUCCAAUCUUCUAGCCCAACGUCAGGGCAGCCGCUGAAGGCUAGCUUGUAUGAUUCUGACAGCAGUUGCUCCGACCCUCACUCCCUUGAGGGAAAAGAUGUUCAGUUUAUGUCCCACUCUUCUCCGCCUCCCAUUCUUCCUGAUAAUUUCUCGUCGUUACCCCCAUCGGAUGACGAUCUGCAGAUGCUUAGCACCCCAAGGAGUGAAGUCUCGUUCAGCCGCCUGAUGGACCAGCUGUUCGAUGGCAGCAAAGAGAAAAGUAGCUCCCCUUCAAUAAAAAGGGAAGUGAGUCAACUCCCGGAAAGGCCGGCCUCUCGGUCAUCAACUGGUUCCGUCGUUCCCAAUCCGGUUGACAAAAUUGUCAAAACUCCUGAAACCCGGCGUCGACGUAGCUCUCAGAAGCAGAGAUGCAGCAUUAAGGAAGGAGACACAACACUGGAUUAUGUGUCUGCAGUGGAAUUUCCUUCUUCACCUUCUCCACGCCGAUCAGGGAGGGUGAGGACGAGGAAGUCAUACCCGUCGCAAGAUGAUCCAAUGGUCAGCGCUGCCAUGGGGAACGUUCCACAGGGCAAGCAGAAGAUCUCAGGCACUCAUGACUCCUCGGCGCCCCAAGGAAUAAUCGACUUGACUCAAUCCAGCCCUGCAGGGUCUCCCGGAGGCAGUGGCCAGGAUUUUUCUCGGACCCGUCGGCUUUCUCGAGGCCCAGGAUGGAUGCAUAAGGAUAUCUCCGGCACCCGCAGAGAAACCAGGUUGUCAUCGGCGGGGCCAAAAGUACAGGUCAUGAAAGAGGUCAGUAUCGGUCCGUCGCCGCGGCGGGGAAGAAAGCGGAGGCCAAAAUCCUAG
Aspergillus oryzae RIB40 is the source of this 3675-nucleotide messenger RNA. RefSeq lists its product as uncharacterized. Bases 1 to 3675 code for a protein of 1224 amino acids. NCBI's taxonomy places the organism in Eukaryota, Fungi, Ascomycota, Eurotiomycetes, Eurotiales, Aspergillaceae. The transcript is spliced from 3 exons. The record is from RefSeq and is a predicted model, not a curated record.